AUGGGCUCCAUUUCUGGCGAUAUGGAAGCGCAUAUGGACUAUGCUUUUACUGUCUACCGUGGCACUUUCAUUCAAUCAAUUCUUCCAGACUCGGGCUCCAAGCCUGAGUUGUGUUGCAACCGAGGCGCAUUGUGGGUCUCUGCUGCUGAUGGCCGCAUUAAAGGCUGGGACUGGCAAGCCAAUAACGACAAUGGGUUUGCCGAGUUGAUGACUCGGAAUGGGUGGGUUGAUAUCGACGCCCAGGGCCAAGCCAAUGAUCAUGGUUCGAAGAUCAGAGUGAAGAUUGUGAUCGCAAGUGAGGAACAAAACGAGUUCUUCUUCCCCGGAUUUAUUGACACUCACAUCCAUGCGCCGCAAUACCCUAAUGUGGGCCUCUUCGGCUCAUCAACCCUUCUGGACUGGCUAGAGACAUACACAUUUCCAGUAGAGUCACGCUUCGGGUCACCACCAGACCCAAAAACAGGACACCAAACCAAAACCGGCCCCAAAGACGCACCCCUCCUAGCCCAGCAAAUCUACAACCAAGUAAUUUCCCGCACUUUAUCUCACGGCACAACGUGCGCCUCCUACUACGCAACAAAUCACGUCCCAGCCACAAACGCCCUAUCAUCCCUCUGUCACACCCGUGGCCAACGUGCCUUCAUCGGCCGCGCAUGCAUGGAUAACCCGAAAUUCUGCGUGGACUACUACCGCGACUUCAGCGCCGAAGACUCCAUUGUCGCAACCCGCCAAACAAUCGAGUACAUCCACACCCUUGACCCGGAAGGCAAGCUCGUGAAACCGAUCGUCACACCGCGCUUCGCGCCUUCCUGCACAAGGCCAGCACUACAGAGCCUCGGCGAACUGGCAGCAAGCUACUCACCCCCACUGCAUAUCCAGACGCACAUCUCGGAGAACGUUAAUGAGCUCGCGCUCGUUAAAGAGCUCUUCCCUGAAGCCGACAGCUAUGCCGCCGUCUAUGAUAAGUACAACCUCCUGACGCCGCGCACCAUCCUCGCGCAUGCCGUGCAUCUCUCUGCAGAUGAGCGGGUUCUAAUCCGGGAACGCGAAGCGAAGAUCUCGCACUGUCCGGCGUCGAACUCGGCGCUGGGGUCGGGGAUUUGUCCCGUUAGGACGCUGCUUGAUGAGGGAAUUACGGUUGGGCUGGGGACGGAUGUUAGUGGGGGAUAUAGUCCUAGUAUCCUUGAGGCGGCGCGACAAGCCUGUCUUGCUUCGCGCUUAUUGGGUCAAUCUGCUGCGUGGCAGAGGGAUCAUCCUCGGAGCGUGGAUGGGAAGGGAUCUGAUGGACGGGAGAAACUGUCUGUUCCCGAGAGUCUUUACCUCGCUACGCGCGGUGGCGCGGCGGUUGUUGAUAUGGCGAAUGACCUUGGUGGGUUUGAUAAGGAGAUGUUGUGGGAUGUGCAGUUGAUCCGGCUUGGUGGGGUCAAGCUGGGGAAGAAGAGUCCGCUGGAUUUUGUUCCUGGCGACGGUACUGCGGACCUAGUGAAAUCGGGUCCCGUGGGGAAUGUUGAUCUGUUCGGGACAGAGAGUUGGGAGGAGAAGAUUCAGAAGUGGGUUUGGAGUGGCGAUGAUCGGAAUGUGAAGGCUGUCUGGGUUGGGGGGAGGUUGGUCCAUUCAAGAGUUUGA
This is a messenger RNA of Penicillium mononematosum, 1626 nucleotides long. RefSeq lists its product as uncharacterized. Gene Ontology annotation, molecular function: guanine deaminase activity; zinc ion binding. Bases 1 to 1626 code for a protein of 541 amino acids. Gene Ontology annotation, biological process: guanine metabolic process. The transcript has 2 exons. Lineage: Eukaryota; Fungi; Ascomycota; Eurotiomycetes; Eurotiales; Aspergillaceae. Gene Ontology annotation, cellular component: cytosol. The record is from RefSeq and is a predicted model, not a curated record.